Molecule: messenger RNA, 1567 nt
Organism: Centropristis striata (black sea bass)
Lineage: Eukaryota; Metazoa; Chordata; Actinopteri; Perciformes; Serranidae
Product: ceramide-1-phosphate transfer protein-like
Exons: 6
Coding region: 73-990 (305 amino acids)
Biological process (GO): ceramide transport; intermembrane lipid transfer
Cellular component (GO): cytoplasm; cytosol; membrane
Molecular function (GO): ceramide 1-phosphate transfer activity; ceramide 1-phosphate binding
Source: RefSeq, a predicted model, not a curated record
GCUUGUAAACAAUGUCUGUUUGUUUUAACCGGACCAGUUAAGGUGAGAGCGUGUGUGUGUGUGGUGGUCACCAUGGUUUUCGUCAGACGGACGGCGCUGCUUCGCUACCUGCUGCUGUCGGCCAUGUUGGCUCUGCUCCUCUUCGUCAGCUCCUUCUGGCUCCCUCAGGGUGGAGGCAGAGACUGUGGCAGCGCCUGGCAGCCAUGUCUGAGUUUUUUCCGCCGAACACCUGAGCCUCGAUUGGCGCCUGAAGAAGCCCCGCCCCUCAUUAAGGAGUGUCCCGGCCAGUCGUUUCAGGCGUGGCGUCUGCUGCAGCACCUAAAGUCGAGCCUGGCGGAAGCUGACGACGUCCUGCUGGAGCCGUACCUGCAGAGCUGGGACCAGCUGCUCAAUUUCAUGGAGUCUCUCGGGACGAUGGUCGGCUUCUUCUCUCUGAAGGUGAGGGAGAAGGUUGUCCUGAUACGGGAGCUGUCACUCAAACACAGCACUGGGGCUGAUGGGAAACGCGGUCCGUCUGACCAGUCAGGACCACAAACCCCAGAGUCGUUUGGACUGAAACACGGGGCGUACCGCUCUGUCCGCUCCAUGGUGGAGGCGGAGCUACAAGCGGGCGCGGUCAGCUUCUCCCGCCGUACAGAUUCAGGCUGCAGGACGCUGCUGCGGCUGCAUCGAUCUCUGCUGUGGCUGAAGCUCAUGUUGGAGGGUUUGGCUGAAGGACCGGACGCCCACGGACAAUACAGAACCCCCGGAGAGCUGAGCAGGGACGCCUACCAGGUGGCGCUGGCCCCCCACCACCCGUGGGUUCUCCGUCAGGCUGCAGAGUUCGUCUUCCUCGCCCUCCCAGACCGACGCUACUUCCUGCAGCUGGUGUGCGUGCAGAGCCAGCAGGAGGCGGUGCCCGUCCUGCGCACCAUCAUCCACGCCCUGACGCUCGUGCACACGCAGACACAACGCAUCCUCGCCAAACACGACAUGCUGGAGCUGCCCUGAAUGCAGCACGCCCACGGUACAGAAACAAGAGCUGAGAAAGUCCUUCAGCGGUGCUCAAACACCACAAUGUUUCUGCAUGAGGAUUCUCAAAAUGAGAGGACAGAGUCGAGUGUUUAUCUCUGCCGAGGAGCUGAUGGUUUCAGUUUGGUUUGUUUGUUUGUUUGUCAGCAGAUGACACUUGGUUUAAAGAUGCAUCAAAGGCCGAGAAAGAACCCAAUACAUGUGGGAGCAGAUCCAAUAUUUUCCACUGGGUUACUACUGUGAAUAAUUGGAAAAAUGAGCUUCCAACGCAGAAAAUCAACAUCAGAACAACUCGGAAAUCAAGACAAAAAGUUGAAUAAAUUGUUGGGUUGAUUGUAAGAACUGUAUCACUUUAUGCAUCAUUUAAACAUUUUAUACAAGUUUCUGUUAACAUAAAGGGAUCAAGGUCGACUGGAAUCAAGAGAAUCAAGAGGUCAAUUUCCUGUUUGUUGUUUUCCUGGUCUGGUUUUUGAGCUAAAUCACACUCGUAUACAGAAUACUGUACAGUCAUUUUAUAAUUUUUACAUUUAGGCUGAAUCCCAUUACCACCCCUACC